AUGCUCGCAGCCCCCCGUCCGCCUCGCACGGCCGCUUUCACUAACAUGCAGGUCUUCAACUUCUACUUCCGGCCGUGCCGCGACCAGUACGAUGAGGUCAUUCUCGAGUACUUCCGUUGCCGGUGCGGUGCGGUCAGGAAGCGAGUCACCGGGACGGGGUACUCGAACCUGAUGCAGCAU
Phytophthora sojae is the source of this 180-nucleotide messenger RNA. RefSeq lists its product as hypothetical. Lineage: Eukaryota; Oomycota; Peronosporomycetes; Peronosporales; Peronosporaceae. The transcript has a single exon. The record is from RefSeq and is a predicted model, not a curated record. The annotation marks the transcript as partial.